Ficedula albicollis (Collared flycatcher) is the source of this 2279-nucleotide messenger RNA. RefSeq names its product NFKB inhibitor interacting Ras like 2 (gene NKIRAS2). Gene Ontology annotation, biological process: canonical NF-kappaB signal transduction. Lineage: Eukaryota; Metazoa; Chordata; Aves; Passeriformes; Muscicapidae. The transcript is spliced from 3 exons. The record is from RefSeq and is a predicted model, not a curated record. Gene Ontology annotation, molecular function: GTPase activity; GTP binding. The coding region runs from base 51 to 626 and encodes 191 amino acids.
CUCUGGCCGCUGCCGGUGAGGCUCGGUCGCCGCCGCCCCGGUGAGGCGGGAUGGGCAAGAGCUGCAAGGUGGUGGUGUGCGGGCAGGCCUCGGUCGGCAAAACCUCCAUUCUGGAGCAGCUGCUCUACGGGAACCAUGUGGUCGGCUCGGAGAUGAUCGAGACGCAGGAGGACAUUUACGUGGGCUCCAUCGAGACGGACCGGGGCGUGCGGGAGCAGGUGCGCUUCUACGACACGCGGGGGCUGCGGGACGGGCUGGAGCUGCCCAAGCACUGCUUCUCCUGCACCGACGGCUACGUGCUGGUCUACAGCACCGACAGCAAGGAGUCCUUCAAGCGUGUCGAGCUGCUCAAGAAGGAGAUCGACAAGUCCAAGGACAAGAAGGAGGUCACCAUUGUGGUUUUGGGCAACAAGUGUGACCUGCAGGAGCAGCGCCGGGUGGACCACGAUGCAGCCCAGCACUGGGCCAAGGGCGAGAAGGUGAAGCUGUGGGAGGUGUCUGUGGCUGACCGGCGCACGCUGAUCGAGCCCUUCAUCUACCUGGCCAGCAAGAUGACACAGCCACAGAGCAAGUCUGCCUUUCCCCUGAGCCGCAAGAACAAGGGCAGUGGAUCCAUGGAUGGCUGAGCCUGCUUCCCCUUCCCUUCCAUUGCCACCUCCUCUUCCUCACCUUCCUGCUUCCCUCUCACACACCUCCUGCUGAGUCUUGGCUGCUGUCAUGGAGCCUGUGGGAAGUCGGUGGCAGGAGGAACAGCAACGGAGCCUGUGGGAAGCAGGUGGCAGGAGGAACAAUCACCCCAGGGCUAGGGAUGGUCCUGGCAGAUGACAGAGGCAGUGGGACAGGAAACACUCCUCUCCCUGCCCAGCCCCUGCAGCUGUCAGAGGUGCUACAGGAAGGUCAGGAUUCCCUCUGCUCUCAGGUGCAGGCUGGGAGAGUGGAACAGAGGCACAGCUGGAAUGUGGGGAUCAGAUCCACAUCUGGAGGGAACAACUCCCUAUUUUUCUGUUUCCUCAUAACAUGUGGGCAGAGCUGUUUGUCUCCAGCCAAGCAGCUCUCCUUGCCCUGCUCCAGCUGUCUCUGUGCUGCUCCCUGGCAAGCUGUCCCUUACCCUGGCAGUAUCCACUGCUCCUUUAUGCACUGGAAUAUCCUGGCAUACUGCCCCAGGGAAUGCCUAGAGCAGGGCAGGUGCUGUUCCUGAGGGCAGGGUGUCCAAAUCCACCAUUCUAGCCCUCCUCUUCCUGAGUGCAGACUCAGCCAUGAGCUUGGAGGAGAUAGGGCUGUGCUUCACCGUCAUACCUAGGUCCUUGGAGGAGCUGCGACUGUACUUACCCUGCACACCCCAGAUGCUUUGGGCUGUGGCAGCUCUCACUGGCCGCCUGACACAAUGCUGCCUCCUUUUAGAACGACCAUAAGACAAGGCACAGGUGUCCCAGUCCUACCCAGCAGCACUCAUUCCCUUCAGGUGGUCUGGAUGUAGGAAAAGAACUGAUGAAAGCCCCAGUGUGUUUAUACUUGUUCCUUUUAUUUACUGAGUAACACAAUAAAGCGAUGAGAUUUGGUUAUCAAAAUAUUUUCCUUUUUUUAAAUUUUCCCAACAGUUAUAGUACAUCAAAAAAUAUACAAUGAACAUCACAGGAGGGUACUGGCCAAGUCCCUAGAGUCUGGAUAUUCCAUUUUGGGUUUGCUUUUUUUUUUUUUUGAAUCAAACUUCACAUCACUCCAAGGUUAUUUACAGAGGGGCAUACAUUACCGAGCGCUAUGGACUAUCCCUACUCCUAGUACAGCAUGUGCUAAGUCAAAGGCAGUAAAUGCUUUGGAGAGCAGGAGGGGAUUUGGGGGAUGCCAUAACGGGGGGUUCUUACACAGCUCGUUGCAGUAUUAUUGUUACUAGAAGGAAUGGCUUUCACAGGGUUAAAGUGCCAAGAACAGGAGUGCAUCAGGACUCCACUGGUGAGGGGUGAGGAGCAGCCAUGGCUCCAUCACAGGCUUUUUGGAACAAUGGAGGGGAACAGGCCCACUGGUGCCACGUGGCUCUGCAAGCUCCUGGCUCCCCAUGCUUCUGAGGGGCUGGACAGGGCACAGGGGCUCAUGGCACAGGAGGGGACCCAUUGUCCUGCUGCAGUGGCCAUACUCGGAGUGACCCCAAGGGCCUGGGAAGGGCACAGUGAAACGUGCAGGGGUGGCUGGCUGGCCAUGCGCUGGCCAUGGGCUGCUUGGCACUGGGGAGGGGGGGCCCCACCAGCACAGACUCCUGUCCCCUGGGAUGUGGGGUCCCUACA